Molecule: messenger RNA, 754 nt
Organism: Erigeron canadensis
Lineage: Eukaryota; Viridiplantae; Streptophyta; Magnoliopsida; Asterales; Asteraceae
Exons: 3
Coding region: 119-511 (130 amino acids)
Source: RefSeq, a predicted model, not a curated record
UAACUACUAUAAAACACCAAUUACCGAAACCCAGAUCUUCAAAUUCUCUCCUCGAAAUUUCCGUAAAUCCUUUUUAUCUUUCUUCCCUUUUAAUUCACAAAACUCAGGAUUUUCGGAAAUGGCUGAACAAAACAAGCUGCAACCUACAUUCACUAAGAUCAGCCAGCUUCGUCCUGGUGCUGAAAAUCUUAACCUUACUGUAAAAGUGGUUAGUUCAAAGCCGAUCACGACAAGAAGUCGCAAUGGGACUCAAGGACGCAAUAUGCGUAUAUCUGAAUGUUUGGUCGGUGAUGAGACUGGAGUUGUUGUAUUUACUGCUCGGAAUGAUCAAGUGGACGCCAUGAAGGAAGGAAGCACCGUAAUUCUCAGAAAUGCAAAAAUCGACAUGUACAAGGGGUCCAUGAGACUUGCAUGGGCUCGUGUGGAAGUCACUGAUUCGGCUGAUUUUUCUGUCAAGGAAGAGAACAAUCUCUCCCUUAUUGAGUUUGAACUUAUCACCGUUGAAGAGUGAGCAUUUACCCUUUUACCAUCGACUCUAAACAAUACAAGGCAUCCUAGUCUGUUCUUGUAUUGAGGGGUGGUUCACUUACAGUAUUGUAAGUUUUCAUGCCCUUUCUGUUUAGAAUUAGAGUCCAUGAGUGUUUAUUCUAGCUAUCAUGAGAUGAGUUAGUCUUUUGAGAAUAGUAGAUGUACUUUGUUCUUUAAGCUACAGUUGUAAGUUUUACAGUCGUUUAUGUAUACCCUUUGUUUUGAA